CUUCAGCUUCCAGGCCUCUAUUUUGCUCAGUUCAGAGGUACAAACGACACCUCCGUGCGUGCGAUCUUCAGUGAUACAACACCCGCACUUCAGCACGGCGAGUGAGCCUUGCAUCAGGCCCUGAGUUGUAAAGUCACAGCUGGAGGCAGCAAAAAACUGGAGACAAAAUUUAGGUCACUUCCGAGUCCACGGAUCCUCCGACCCUCGUACCCGAUCUAACGCGACAACACAAAGUAAUGAAUGAUGAUAGAUUUUUGAGGAUCGACAAUACCUAAAAGGUAUUUAAGUAUACACGUAUCUGCCAUUUGCGAUACCUCAAGACUUGGUGCUUUCCAUUUCAGACUUUUGCAUUCCACACGCAUCUCUUUCGCCAUGGCGGAAGACUCGAUUGAGAACGCCUUCCAAGCAGCUCUCGACUCGGCUAAGAUCCACGGUGCCAUCAUAUGCAGCACUGACAGUCACGGAUACUUCACAUACAAUGAAUCACUGGGUCAACGAACACUCCUCUCGGGCGAGAAAAAGCCUCAACAGCUCGACGAUGUAUGCUUCCUCGCAUCUGCGACCAAACUCAUCACCACCAUCGCAGCACUCCAGUGCGUCGAGGACGGCCUUCUCACUCUCAAAGGCGACCUGUCUUCAAUCGCACCCGACCUGACCUCAAAGCAAGUCAUGACGGGCUUCUCCGACGACGGCGAACCUAUUCUCGUUCCCCCAGACCAGCCCAUCACAUUGGAAAUGCUCCUAACGCACUCUUCCGGGUUGACGUACCACUUCAUGAACCCUCUCGUGGCACGCUGGCGCGAGAAGUUCGGCCAAACCCACGGGCCCGGCCGCCGGUACACGGUGGAAGAGCUGUACAACUACCCUCUCGCGUUCCAGCCAGGUUCAAGCUGGAUGUACGGUCCCGGUCUCGACUGGGCCGGACGGAUCGUGGAGCGUGUCACGUCCAAGACACUCCUCGAGCGCAUGCAAGAACGCAUAUUCACCCCACUAGAAAUCACAGAUGCUCAGUUUUACCCGGUUACCCGCGACGACCUCCGCGUGCGCAUGCCCGACUUGAACCCCGACGAUCCAGAUGGGACGGGCCUUUCGGUUGUCGGUGGCUCGACCGACGCCAACGGUCGCACCAAGGGCGACUUCGGGGGCCAGGGUCUCUUCAUGACCACGCCAGAUUACCUGAAGGUCAUGCGCUCGGUGCUGGCCAAUGACGAGAAGAUCCUCAGAUCAGAAACCGUCAACGACAUCAUGUUCCAACCUCGUCUCUCCACCGAAGCUGCCAAGGGUCUGGAGGGUGCACUGGUCAGCCCCUUGGGCGUCUUUUUCCGAUGCGGUACCUCGCCAGACACCAAGGCCAGCUACGGUCUGAGCGGAGUGCUCACUCUGCAAGAUGUGGAAGCGUGGUACGGUGAAGGGACACUCACUUGGGGCGGCGGACUGACGUUCACGUGGUUCAUCGAUCGUAAGAACGACAUAUGCGCGGCUGGAGCCAUCAAUGCUGCUCUCCCCUUCGACGGGGAGGUCGUCUCCAAACUGAAGGACACGAUUCGACACGACGUCUAUCGCAAGCGUGCGGAGUGGCAGAAGCAGCGAGCGGCAUCAUGAUGAUGCAGUUGUAUGAUGGAAGAGAGGUCGACGUGUCUUGGAAAAAACACCCCACUCAGUCAUUGAAACUGGAUAUUCAUAUCUCAUUAACAAGGCGUUUCAACGUCAUUAGACUAGCCUUCACGAACAGUCCGUCACCACUUUGUGAAAAUGUUCAAGACGAUUGUUGCGAGAAAAGCCGUAAAAUGUAGACCCCGAUAUUUUCUGAACAUUCAUCAAAACCA
Messenger RNA from Exophiala oligosperma, 1826 nucleotides. RefSeq lists its product as uncharacterized. The record is from RefSeq and is a predicted model, not a curated record. The coding region runs from base 373 to 1602 and encodes 409 amino acids. The transcript has a single exon. NCBI's taxonomy places the organism in Eukaryota, Fungi, Ascomycota, Eurotiomycetes, Chaetothyriales, Herpotrichiellaceae.